Messenger RNA from Haliotis rufescens (red abalone), 5643 nucleotides. RefSeq lists its product as uncharacterized. The record is from RefSeq and is a predicted model, not a curated record. Bases 2141 to 4369 code for a protein of 742 amino acids. Lineage: Eukaryota; Metazoa; Mollusca; Gastropoda; Lepetellida; Haliotidae. The transcript is spliced from 16 exons.
UAAUGUUGAAACUAAAAUGAUAUGUUCACUUUGAAUAAUUUCUGCAGCGUACUUGCUAGUAACAAACAAAGGGAAAGCUUAAGCAAUAUCUUCGUGGUUAUUAAAACAGUGGGUGCAUUUAUAAUGUCUUAGUCCUCAUAAUCAUAAGCCCUCAUUCACAAUAUAUAUAUAUGAGAUCCUCAGCUGACUUUGCAUGUUCAUUGUGACUCAACACGCGAGACAACCUGAGACCAAAGGGCAUGGAUGUUGUGCUCACAAACCAAGAUCCAUAAUGAGGCAGUAUUUAUUCAAAUGUCCAAUCACGGGAUGUUGUCAUUGGACGCACCUGUGCACAGCCUAUCACCAUGCACUAGACGAGUAGGCUAUAUAUCACGAGGUGGUUUUCCAACCCAUAGCUAGACCGUUUGAUGGUAGGGGUGGGUGGCCGCGAUCAGUUAACAUUGAUUGGAUACCCUAUGUUUCCUCAGUGUUUAUACACUGGGACGAGGAGGUGUGUCUGGCUCAGUGUAGGGCGCAGGACGUUGGAGGACAGACUACACUGACAGUGUUCUUGAUCGUGAAGUAUCGAUAAAGCAAGGGAAUUUAGGAGGGCAUUGGUCCAUAUAGUUAUAAUUCAAGACGUAAGACGAGUGAAUCAAGCCAGACAAAUCAGUUAAAACCUCAGUGACACAAGACUGCACUGCUUUGAGCGUGAGAAAUGUGACAAUCCAACACAACGAAACUAUUGUGGGGUACACCAACUUGUUAACAGACAUGCAACGCUGUUUGGGAUAUUACAAGAUUAUUGAGAAACAUGCAAGGUUGCCCUUCGUGUAAUAAUGUUAAAACAAAAUACCGGCAACACAACACCGAGAUACUGUUAAUGCACACAGAGUGGGAUCUGUAUCACGAGAUCUACCAUUUAUGACACAAGACUGCAUUGAUCUUUGCAUGACUGUGGUGUUCCAAACACACCUGUUGUGAACAUUACAGACUAUUGUCUGUACCAGAUUAUUACCGGACAUGCACGAAUGUUGUGAAUACUACAUGAGUGUUGAGAAACAUGCACAGUUGCGAUGCAUGCGAGAAGGUUAACACUUUUUACAAGAAACAAAGUACUGACAACGAAAUACUUUCAAUCCACACAGAGCGGGCACUCUAUUUUAAGAAUAGUAGAAACGAAGAAAAGAAAAGGAUCCGUGAAGAACUCAGUAAAAGACUGUCAACAUUACGCAACAGUGGUGGUGGUGUUUUGUUGGUUCAUGUAAAUGGAACAAAGCCUUGGGACAGAUGUCUGGACUACUUUGACAAGAUUGUAGGCAGAAUAGUGACUGAUCUGCUGGAAGCUGGAGAAGUCUACGCCAACACGUACAGACGUCAGUGGUUAAAGGAUAUCUUUGAGGACUGUGCAGACAGUGCUGAUUUUAUUUACAUACGCAUUGAAGAAGUCACAGGUGUUGCUACUGUAGAUUUCAAUACAAAGCUAGGCAAGGAUUAUGAAAAUGUAAAGCCCACAACACAACAACUACUCAGAGUGCGAUCACAGUCGCGCACAUCUUCUGGCCCUGUGCUUAAAGAACUACCAAAUGACCGUCAGCAGUUACAUGAAGAUAUUCACAUUCAGUUAAAAGGCUUUAAACACAAGAACACUGACGAGAUACAAACAGAUGCCACCAAAUUUGUGAAGCACCUGUGGAAUCAACUUAAAUUAAAGGAUAACUUAACUGCUAUGUCAAAGAUUCCUGAUGGUGGAUCCUACUACCUUGGAAUAGGUGAGGAGGAAACUGACCCUUAUCAAACAAUUAUUCCAGAUGUACAUGGAUUUGAGUUAAAAGUGGACGAGGACAAAUUGGAAGGAGCACUCAAGUCAAAGCUACAAGACUGUGUACUAUUGAAUCGAAGUGAGAACACGUUCACUGCUGUCCCUCCUGACCUGAUUGCUAUUAUAUUUCACAAACAUCAAACUGAACAUCACAAAGUUGUUCUGGAGGUGGCUGUGAAGUGUGUUGAAGGUGUAGUGUUCUAUGACAGUCUUGGGCCGAGAACAUACGUGAUGAAAAAAGGACAAAUUUGCAGAAUGGACAAAAAUGUAUGGUUAGAAAGAAUAAUGUAAACCUGUACAAUUUUUAGAUGCUUAAUCUGUUUUGAAAUCAUUUGAAGCAUGGAGGAUAAGAAGGCAGUCCCGAAGAUAUACGAUGACAUGUCCGGAGAGCCGGGUGAAUCCAAGACUUCUUUUGGUGACAUUCAUCGUUCAGAGGGUACACCAGGGGAAAAUCAGGAAGUCCAGAUUGCUUACGACGAAACAACUGAUGACGGCAGUUCUCUUGGAUCAAGUCCAUACCAGUCUGAUGAAGAAAUCAUAAAGAGCCUGUUUGCCCACGGAAAUGACUCCACGUCAAGUUCUGAUGACCAGGAGACCCUUCAUGCAGAUUUCCCUUCCAUGGCAAUUGACAUCGAAGAAAGCAGAUUAAUACUUGAUCAGACAACCCUCAAGAGGGCAACAGAUCCUGGUGAUAGAAUAUUUCCCCAAGCUGCUAAGAAGUAUCUGGAGCUUCCUGUUACCAGAUCGAAGGUGAUUACAGAAGAAAUCAGCAACCAACCAGUCGAAAGAAAGUCGAUCUUUUAUCAGAGAGACCUCAAGAGGGCAACAGAUCCUGAUUUCCCCUCCAUGGCAAUUGACAUCGAAGAAAGGAGAUUAAUACUUGAUCAGACAACCCUCAAGAGGGCAACAGAUCCUGGUCACACAAACAAGAAGUAUUUGAAGCUUAGUUUGCAGAACCCCGGUGACAAAGUAGAUGUGAUUUCAAGAGAAAUCCAGAAUGUUCUACGCCAACAUGUUGGUUGGGCCUAUGUUGCACAUGAAAUGGCUCAUACUGCCAAGUUUCAAUGUCGCAAACUACCUCACAUGUCCAUCUGUGACGUGGCUAUCAUUAGAGCCACACAGCCACUGCACAUCCUGACAUUUGUAGAGGACGGAGGCAAACAGGAGCACGCAGUGGAGUACAAUGCCCAGCUGACGAAAAGCAUCAUGGGUUUCAUCAAGAAGAAGACAGGUGUGUCACUUGAUGUCGUAUAUGGAGUUGUACCUGCGUCCACGUGGAAGGAUGAGAAGGUGUUCAAGGAGAAGCUAGAGCGUUUAGAAACUGUAGCCAGACGGAAGGCCUUACCUGGAUACCUCCACAUGGAUACCGAGAGAUACACAGCCAUAACCAAGGCACUGGUUGACCUUUAUAGUGAACCAGGGGUGAAGGACCAGCUUGAGAGCGAGAUAAUUAUUGAAUCCCUUGAACGUGACGGAAAAGCUCUACUCUUGGAAAAAUUUCUAAACCAAAGUGAAACAGAUUCUGGCUUCGGCCGUGAUAACAAGCAAGAAAGGGAGACAGAGACACAAGACGCAGGAGAUUCAGUUGCUGAGGAUGAGCAAUAUCGAUGGGGACCUGCAGGGGACCUUAUCUGGACGCGUGAGGAAUACCAAAGGUUGCAAAAGGAUUUUUUGGAGCCGCGGUAUAACAGUGCAGGCAAGCUAUUGAAGCUGAAGAUCCUGCUGUUUGGACCAACUGGCAUGGGUAAAUCAUCUCUUGGUAAUGGGUUUAGGACAGCACUCCUCAACAUGGAGCAUCCUUCAAAUUACCAUGCUGUGACAUCUGGCCAAGAAUCUCUUACCACUGGUUUCCAAGGAGCUCUAUACAAGAAUCACUGGAUAUAUGACAUGCCUGGUAUAUUCGAGUCACGCAGCAUCUUAUCCUCACACAUCAUCAGUAUUUUGUCAGGGGAAGUUCCAUUGCAAGCCAAGAUUGGGAAGAAUCUUGGAAUAAGGCACCAAACCUUCAACACGCCCCACGACCACCACGUCUCCUGUGUGGUUGUAGUUCUGCGACAUGAACAUGGGGACUUUGGAAUGGAAAUCCAGAGACAGCUAGAGUGCGUCCGAACAACUGUCGCCAAUGGAGACACAGCCAUCCACCUGGUCCUCACCCACCUUGAUGAGUGUGACCACCAGUUCCGUGACAGAGCCAAUCUGCCCAACCUGUACCAGUCGAGUAAAGUACAGGAAGCUGUCAGAAUGAUGUCAAAGAAGACUGGCGUACUCCCCUCGUCUAUCAGUUUCGUCAGGAACUACGUUAAUGAAACGGACGCGGAUGUGAUCUCUAAACUCCAGCAUCUCAGGGUUCUUCAGAGCAUCCUGUCCAGCUGCGUGGACCAAGAAGAGAAGAAACUCAACCAAGAGCAGCAAGAAAGAAUGUACAGUGUAAUCAGCAAACAUGAUCAGAACAGACGUACUCUCGGUCCUCCUACAUAUGGGAGUGUUAAAGCAAUGUUGGCCGUGUUACUUGUGGCCUUAAUGGUUGCAGUCAUGAUCAAACUUUGCAACCUUCCUCCUCCUGCAUAGACAUACUGAAAUGUUGUAUGCAUACUGAUUAUCUUUCAAGGUGUUGUUGUUGUUGUUACCUAACGCUGUAUGGCGUUGAUCUUACAGUGUUCGUAAGGCAAAACGUUGAAAACAUACAUGUAUUGAUGUAUAUUAAUGCUUACGUAGCGUCAUUCUUUCUUCAGUGUCAUCACAAACUGUUAUGACCUCAAUUUGAUUGUUACAAAAUGUGUAUUUCAUAUACAAUAAGUAGUUAUUCCUUCAGCAUUUAAUUCGGUGCAUAUAUAUUUAAACCGUUGGUUUAACUCUUUUCACAUUUAGAAAAUUACAAUAACCUUAUUGUGAAAGUGAUGAUGGCAUAAGUUGUAUCUAAUAUUUCCAGUAGGGAGAAUGUUUGUGUUUAUUUACUGGAUUUUCUUUCUUCAUAACUAUGAGACAAUAUGCUAGACCUGAUGCCCUAGAGUUUUUAUCCACAUGUUAACAAUUCACACCUAAUCAAUUAGUACAGUACUUCUUUAGUAAUUUGGCGGUGGGGUAGCCUAGUAAUUAAAGCGUUCUCAAGAAACACCCAAAACCAAGGUUCCAUUCCCCACAUGGGUACAAUCGGUGAGGCCCAUUUCUGGUGUCCCCCGAUGUGAUAUUGCUGGAAUAUUGGUAAAAGCUGCAUAAAUCCAUACUCACUCACUCACCCCUUGAUACCUGUGUUAGAAUCUACACCCCAGAAAGUCACUACUGAUGUAUUCAGGAAGUUGUUCCAUACAAUAUGUCACCUCAACCCGGCUCCUGCUAAGUUCAUGCUAUUAGGCCUCACAAGUGAGUAUCAAUGUGUUACUAGAGACUUCCAGUUAGUUUGUUAUAUUUGAGGGUGGGACUAUUUUUGUAUGUCUCAAAGUAUGUGCAGGUUAUCUCACCUCAUGAGAAAGAAAUCCUUUUUAAUUGCUUUUGAACACAUAUAUUUAAUAUAUGUCAAACUCCUUGCCAGAAUGAGACUGAGACAGACUGACAAAAGAAAAUGCUUUACACAGUGAAAUACAAACUAAAUAUCGGCUUUGAUUGUCUGCGUUUUUUGUCACAUUUAUGCAUCAUCGUUCUGACGACACCAUGCAGAGCAUCAUCACAAUGGCGAGGCCAUACAGAAUAGUAUCAAAGGAAAAUAAUAUAUAUAACAAUAUUUGGGUUCUCGCUUCAAGAAGUGAAAUAGAUUUGUGUUAUCCCAUCAAAUCCAUUGUCAUAUGUUUGGCUUACACGCUGUGCAAGGAGAAUAAAGUAAACUAACAUUAUUGAGAAAAGGAAAA